AUGGAACUGCUUAACCUAAAGAAUGAGGACAACAUGUCUAUACAGACAAUGAGAUAUUCCGAUCUACAAUUCGAAACGAACACAGAUAUUUCAUCCAAUGAAGAAUCUCCAUUUUUUUCAGUUGGAGAUUUUCCUAAUGAAUUACACAGUAGCUUUGAUGACAUUUCUGAUUAUAUAUUAGUAGAUGAAUCAGAUUUGAAAAAGGAAAGGUCAGAUAUUACAAGUAGUGAAAGUAACAUUAUUGUAACGUCCAAAGGUGGAGUUAUGCCUAUUAAAAGAAGCACUAGUGUAAAAAUAAAAAAGGAAAUUAAAAGUACUAGUUGUUCUGAUGAAAGUAAAACUGCAAGUGAUAACACAAAUAAUGAAGAAAACAAAAAACCAGGGUUAUGUAGAACCUUAGGAACUGAAGGAAGGAAGAGGAUGCUAAAAUUGUUAAGGAGGGCUUAUAAAUAUAAUGAGGAAUGUAAAACUAUAAUGAAAAAUAAAAACCCACCAUUAUCAAUAAGUUAUUUACCAUAUUUCAAUCUCUCCAUGUUAUGGCAGCUAGCUGAAGACUUUGGGGUCUACAAUGAAGCUUUAAAAAUUCACAAGGAGUGUAUUAAAAAAAGAAAUGCCAAUGUACGAUUUAAAGCAAAUAGUAAAAAUGGUGCUCAUUAUAAUUUACAAGAUAUAAGCAAAAGUGGAAAAUCUGUUAAGACAGCAGAAUAUAUGUCAGAUUAUAUGUGUGCAAAUAUGGAUACCCAAACCGGCGAAGAUUUUGACACUACUAACACAACAUUAAAUGAUGAAGGCCAAGGAAAAAGGAAAAGAAAGAAAAGCAGUUUGUGA
Messenger RNA from Plasmodium gonderi, 828 nucleotides. RefSeq lists its product as hypothetical. The transcript has a single exon. The coding region runs from base 1 to 828 and encodes 275 amino acids. The record is from RefSeq and is a predicted model, not a curated record. Lineage: Eukaryota; Apicomplexa; Aconoidasida; Haemosporida; Plasmodiidae.